Molecule: messenger RNA, 2030 nt
Organism: Rattus rattus (black rat)
Lineage: Eukaryota; Metazoa; Chordata; Mammalia; Rodentia; Muridae
Gene: Prim2
Product: DNA primase subunit 2
Exons: 15
Coding region: 154-1656 (500 amino acids)
Biological process (GO): DNA replication, synthesis of primer
Cellular component (GO): alpha DNA polymerase:primase complex
Source: RefSeq, a predicted model, not a curated record
AAAUGAACUCUCCCGCCACUGGGAAAGAGCGGCUGUCAGCGCGGGUGUUUCGUCCAGUUUGGUUGCUGGCUGGUUAAAGAAUAUCCUGCGGGUUUGUUUGGAACGGAGAGAAACUGUGGGGUUGGAAGCUUGCGAGUUGACUUGGUGGUCAGGAUGCAGUUCUCAGGAAGGACCCGGAAGAAGCUGAGAUUGGCAGGUGACCAGAGAAACGCUUGUUACCCUCACAGCCUCCAGUUCUACCUGCAGCCACCCACUGAAAACAUAUCGUUGACAGAGUUUGAAAGCUUGGCUUUCGAUAGAGUAAAAUUGCUUAAAGCAAUUGAGAAUCUUGGUGUGAGCUAUGUGAAAGGAACCGAACAGUACCAGAGUAAACUGGAGGCUGAGAUUCGAAAGCUCAAGUUUUCGUACAGGGAGAACCUGGAGGAUGAGUACGAGCCUCGGAGGAGGGACCACAUCUCCCACUUCAUCCUGCGUCUCGCUUACUGCCAGUCGGAAGAUCUUAGACGGUGGUUUAUUCAACAGGAGAUGGAUCUGCUUCGGUUCCGAUUCAGUAUUUUACCAAAGGAUAAAGUCCAGAGUUUCUUGAAGGAUACCCACUUGCAUUUUGAGGCUAUCAGUGAUGAGGAGAAGACCCUUCGGGAACAGGAUAUCAUGGCGUCCUCUCCCAGCCUAAGUGGGGUCAGGUGGGAAUCGGAGUCAGUGUAUAAGGUCCCCUUUGCUGACGCUCUGGACCUGUUCAGAGGAAGGAAAGUCUACUUGGAAGACGGCUUUGCUUAUGUGCCACUUAAGGACAUUGUGGCCAUUAUCCUGAACGAGUUUAGAGCCACGCUGUCUAAGGCCUUGGCACUAACAGCCAGGUCCCUGCCUGCUGUGCAGUCCGAUGAACGACUUCAGCCUCUGCUCAGCCACCUCAGUCAUUCUUACACUGGCCAAGAUUAUAGUACCCAGAAGAGCACCGGGAAGAUUUCCUUAGAUCAGAUUGAUUCGCUUUCAACAAAAUCCUUCCCACCUUGCAUGCGUCAGCUGCACAAGGCGCUGAGGGAAAACCACCAUCUUCGUCAUGGAGGCCGGAUGCAGUAUGGCCUGUUCCUCAAGGGCAUUGGGCUAACGUUGGAGCAGGCAUUGCAGUUCUGGAAGCAAGAGUUUAUCAAAGGAAAGAUGGACCCAGACAAGUUUGAUAAAGGUUACUCUUACAAUAUCCGACAUAGCUUUGGAAAGGAAGGCAAGAGGACAGACUAUACGCCAUUCAGUUGCAUGAAGAUUAUCCUGACCAACCCACCAAGCCAGGGGGAUUACCAUGGGUGCCCAUUCCGUCACAGUGAUGCAGAGCUGCUGAAGCAGAAGAUGCAGACCUACAAGAUCCCUGCCUCGGGGAUCAGCCAGAUUUUGGAUUUGGUAAAGGGGAAUCAUUACCAGGUGGCCUGUCAGAAGUACUUCGAGAUGACGCACAAUGUGGACGAUUGCGGCUUUUCUUUGAAUCAUCCGAAUCAGUUCUUUUUUGAGAGCCAGCGAAUCCUAACUGGUGGCAAAGAUAUCAAGAAGGAAGCAAGCCACCCAGAAACGCCUCAGCACAAACCCAGCACCCAGAAGACCAAGGAUGCCGCAUCUGCUCUGGCCUCUCUAGAUUCCUCCCUGGAAAUGGAUCUGGAGGGCUAGAAGACUACUUUAGUAAAUGACGUGGCCCCUGGAGCAACUGGAGCCACUGGAGCGAAUACAUUCCUGUUUGAAAGGUUUGCCUUUGUAAACCUUUCUCUUCCUACCCACGCAUGCUCACACAUGUACUGGGAAAGCAGGCUUGCUUCCACCUUACUUUUGACAGAAUGAAAAAGGAAGAGUUCCUAUGGAAACCUUUCAUUGAAUAUUUCGUUUUGAAUCCUGUUCCAGAAAAUUUAAAACAGUACUCAGGGACUAAAAUCCUCAAGCAGCAAUACAACUAAAACUAACUUUUAAAGUUUCACCUAGUUUUGGCCAAGUCUUCUUUUGGAUCGAUUUUGCUAAUAAACAACAUGUAUAUGACUAUAUCUGUGUAA